Emiliania huxleyi CCMP1516 is the source of this 1173-nucleotide messenger RNA. RefSeq lists its product as hypothetical. Bases 1 to 1173 code for a protein of 390 amino acids. Gene Ontology annotation, molecular function: DNA-binding transcription factor activity, RNA polymerase II-specific; zinc ion binding. Gene Ontology annotation, biological process: regulation of DNA-templated transcription. The record is from RefSeq and is a predicted model, not a curated record. The transcript has 4 exons. Lineage: Eukaryota; Haptophyta; Isochrysidales; Noelaerhabdaceae.
AUGAAGUUCGGCCAGACGCUCCGAGCUGCGCAGUGGCCGCCUUGGGACGAGGUCUACAUCCCAUACAAGUCCCUCAAGAAGAUCCUCAAGGCGGGCGCCGCAGGCGAGGCGGGGUUCGGAGCUACAGAGGGCAGCUUCGUUGCGAAGCUUUGCGACGCCGUCAGCAGCGUGGACGCGUUCUUCACUGCGCAAGUCGGACUCCUGACCAGGCGUCUGGCCGCGCUGCGGACGGCGUCGCAAGUGUCGGGCGCCGAGCUGGCGGCCGUCUCUGAGGAGAUGGACGUCCUCUGCUCCGGUGUUGACUGGCUGAGAGGGUAUGCCGAGCUAAACCGCGUCGCGGUGCGCAAGAUCUUGAAGAAGCACGACAAGUCGUCGCAAAUCGCGCUCACGCCGUCCCUCGGGCCCUGGGUCGAACGCCGCGCCUUUGCGUCGCUACGAGGCCUGGACGCGUUGUUGCGCGCAGCCGAGAAUUUCCUCGCGCUGCUGGUCGCGCCGCUGGACGGCCGACGGUCGGGCCAGGCGGCGGGCCCGAACGGCGCUCAAGCGGCCUGCGGCGGCGCACCCGCCGCCGCCAAGGUGGAGCCGCCCGCGUCGAUCGUGUGGCAGCCGAGGCCGCGGGGCGCGGAGGCGCCUCGCUCGCCGUCGCUGCUCGUCCGGAACGUGCCCGCGUGUGUCGAGUGCCACCGGUCAAAGACGGCGUGCUCCGGCGGGUUCCCGUGCACGCGCUGCCUGCGGCUUGGGAAGGUCUGCGUACCGCGGCAGAGGCACAAGCGCUUCCGCACCGCUGCGUGCCGCGCCGGCGCUGCCAGCGUUGGACCCUCGCAUGCCGCGAUCGCGGACGAAGUGGUCGAGGAGAUGCGCCGCCUCGAGCCGGCUGCCGGGGAACCAGAGCCGGGCCCUACGGCGCUGGAGCUGGAGCUGGAGCCCACAGCCGCUCAAUCGCAGCCGUCGCAGCCGUCGCCCACGCCCGUCGCCCUGCAGGGCGUCGUUGAAAGCGCCUCGCAUUCAUUGCCCAACCGUGCCGCCCGGCCGGGCACCGUUCAGGCUUCCGCCGCCGUGGCCCGGCCAGAGCCCUUUUCGGCCGUCCCGGGCGUGUGCGGGCCGACGACGUGGCUAUCUGGCAACCUAGAGCUGCUCAGCGCAGUGGCGCGCAUGGAGGGGGAGGUGCUCUAG